Molecule: messenger RNA, 2376 nt
Organism: Hypomesus transpacificus
Lineage: Eukaryota; Metazoa; Chordata; Actinopteri; Osmeriformes; Osmeridae
Gene: ctnna2
Product: catenin (cadherin-associated protein), alpha 2
Exons: 11
Coding region: 43-1656 (537 amino acids)
Biological process (GO): cell migration; cell-cell adhesion
Cellular component (GO): catenin complex; adherens junction
Molecular function (GO): actin filament binding; cadherin binding; beta-catenin binding
Source: RefSeq, a predicted model, not a curated record
AGAAAAGAGAAAGGUGACCCUUUGAACUCCGCCAUCGACAAGAUGACCAAGAAGACCCGCGACCUUCGCAGACAGCUGAGGAAGGCGGUGAUGGACCACAUCUCGGACUCCUUCCUGGAGACCAACGUUCCCCUGCUGGUGCUCAUCGAGGCGGCCAAGAGCGGCAACGAGAAGGAGGUGAAGGAGUACGCCCAGGUGUUCCGCGAGCACGCCAACAAGCUGGUGGAGGUGGCAAACCUGGCCUGUUCCAUCUCCAACAAUGAAGAGGGCGUGAAGCUGGUUCGCAUGGCUGCCACCCAGAUCGACAGUCUUUGCCCACAGGUGAUCAAUGCCGCACUUACCUUGGCAGCCCGCCCGCAGAGCAAGGUGGCCCAGGACAACAUGGAUGUCUUCAAGGACCAAUGGGAGAAGCAGGUGCGCAUCCUCACCGAGGCUGUGGACGACAUCACUUCAGUGGAUGACUUCCUGUCCGUCUCAGAGAACCACAUCUUGGAGGAUGUCAACAAGUGCGUGAUCGCCCUCCAGGAGGGGGACGUGGACACGCUGGACCGGACUGCUGGCGCCAUCCGAGGGCGUGCCGCCCGCGUGGUCCACAUCAUCAACGCCGAGAUGGAGAACUACGAGCCGGGCGUGUACACUGAGCGCGUACUGGAGUCUAUCAAGCUGCUCUCUGAAACAGUCAUGCCCCGCUUUGCCGAGCAGGUGGAGGUGGCGAUUGAGGCCCUGAGCACCAACCCUCCUCAGGCCUUCGAGGAGAACGAAUUCAUCGACGCCUCACGCCUUGUCUACGACGGGGUCCGUGACAUCCGGAAAGCUGUCCUGAUGAUCCGGACACCAGAGGAGUUGGAGGACGACUCUGACUUUGAGCAGGAGGACUACGAUGCCCGCAGCAGGACCAGUGUCCAGACCGAGGACGACCAGCUCAUUGCUGGGCAGAGUGCCAGGGCCAUCAUGGCCCAGCUACCUCAGGAGGAGAAGGCUAAGAUUGCUGAGCAGGUGGAGAGCUUCCGGCAGGAGAAGUGCAAGCUGGACGCGGAGGUGGCCAAAUGGGACGAUAACGGCAAUGACAUCAUUGUCCUGGCCAAGCAGAUGUGCAUGAUUAUGAUGGAGAUGACUGACUUCACCAGAGGCAAAGGCCCCCUAAAGAACUCCUCAGACGUGAUCAAUGCAGCCAAGAAGAUUGCCGAGGCUGGCUCCAGGAUGGACAAGCUGGCCAGGGCUGUGGCAGACCAGUGCCCUGACUCAGCGUGCAAGCAGGACCUGCUGGCCUACCUGCAGAGGAUCGCCCUGUACUGCCACCAGCUCAACAUCUGCAGCAAGGUGAAGGCCGAGGUGCAGAACCUGGGGGGAGAGCUCAUCGUCUCCGGGUUGGACAGCGCCACCUCAUUGAUCCAGGCGGCCAAGAACCUGAUGAACGCCGUGGUUCUGACCGUCAAGGCGUCCUACGUAGCCUCAACCAAGUACCAGAAGGUGUACGGCACAGCCGCAGUCAACUCGCCCGUGGUCUCCUGGCGCAUGAAGGCCCCUGAGAAGAAGCCGCUGGUGAAGAGGGAGAAGCCCGAGGAGUGCCAGACGCGCGUGCGACGAGGAUCCCAGAAGAAGCACAUCUCACCCGUCCAGGCCCUCAGCGAGUUCAAGGCCAUGGACUCCUUCUAGAAACGUCCGUCUGAAACAAAGAAGAAGAAGAAAAAAUUACAACAAUUAUGACGAGAAGUUUAAGAUAGCGCCCUUUCUUUCUCUUUGUGUUCAUUUUGUUUUAACUUUAUUUUGGCUAAGUCGAGAUCUACUUAUGGCACCCCCCCAGCUGUGUUCAGGGUUGUGGAGACACCGGGAGGACUACAGUACUCACUAACUUGGAAAACUACAACUCCCAUGGGCACCCUGGGCUUUUGUCGGCCAAUAGGUAGCCGGUAUGCGUCAAACACUAUUUAUUGUUCUUCUUUUAUUGUAGCUUAACAUGUGAGUCAAAAUGUGGCACACUUUAAAAACAAUGAACUUUAAAAAGGAAGGGAAAAAAAAACGAAACAUCAGAAAAGGGUCAAUCAUGACCUAGCUGUGGUUGUCAAUUAUUUUAGCAAAAGAGUUAUCCCAGCUGCUGACUGUAUGACGCCUGUUUAUGAGAGGCAUUCUGUUGAAGGGAAGAGUAGAGAAAACACUGUCAAAGGGAUACUAUCCAAGUUUAUAUGCUUCCUCCUAACUCGGUAUAUAAUGACUCUUUUCUUAUGUUACCUUAGUAGUGAUAGGAUUAACUUAUGUUUAAAGAUACCAGGAAGUGUCAGCAUCAAGUCAGAUAGUUUCUUCUUUCCUGAUAUUGAUGAUAAUCCAUACUGUGUUUUUAUCUCAAAGCACAUUUAUGGUCUCUAUGGUAUUGCAGUU